AUCUCUCUCUCAGCUACUAUUUAAUAGUAUUUAUACCUGCUUUCUUUAAAGCCGAAAAAUUUGACAGAGGCCGAUAUUUGGACGAGAAUAUUGGGAAAACAGGGUCGGAAAAUAAGAAUAAGCGAAGAAAAUCAAGAUGUCGUGGCAAACGUACGUUGAUGAGCACCUGAUGUGCGAGAUCGACGGCCAGCAUCUCACCGCUGCAGCCAUCAUCGGCCAUGAUGGCAGUGUCUGGGCACAGAGCUCCAGCUUCCCUCAGUUUAAGCCGGAAGAAAUUGCAGCGAUCAUGAAAGAUUUUGAUGAACCUGGCUCUCUUGCCCCAACUGGGUUGCACCUUGGUGGCACAAAGUACAUGGUCAUCCAGGGAGAGGCCGGAGCUGUUAUUCGUGGGAAGAAGGGUGCCGGUGGCAUCACUGUGAAAAAAACCGGACAAGCUUUGAUUUUAGGAAUAUACGAUGAACCUUUGACUCCUGGACAGUGUAACAUGAUUGUUGAGAGGUUGGGGGAUUAUCUGAUUGAACAGGGCCUGUAGGGUCGCAUCAUCAAGGUUUUCAUAUUGUGAUAUUUGGUUUUGGGCUUGCGUUUUCCUGGACUGCAGUGUAGUUGUUGCUAAAAAUAUAACCUUUGUUUGGACUUCUAGGCCGUUUUUAUAUCUCCAAUUCCCCACAUUCUCUUUAACUCAAUAUGUGUAUCCAUUCCCGUUUUGCUUCUAUUGAGUCUGGCUUUUAAAUGGUAUUAAAAUAACCUUGUAUUUCUAUUUCUAUAUGACGAUAUGAUUUGGACUCUUAAA
Molecule: messenger RNA, 790 nt
Organism: Carya illinoinensis
Lineage: Eukaryota; Viridiplantae; Streptophyta; Magnoliopsida; Fagales; Juglandaceae
Product: profilin-3
Exons: 3
Coding region: 137-532 (131 amino acids)
Cellular component (GO): cell cortex
Molecular function (GO): actin monomer binding
Source: RefSeq, a predicted model, not a curated record